AUGCCGUCGAAUCUGCGGCGCUCCAUUCACAACCCCUCAGGCGAGAACGAGAAGAGCGGAAUGCGAAACCACAACCCCAGAUCGCGCCACAACGAAAACCUCAUGGAUGAGUUCAUGAACGUGCACGUGGCGCCGCGCCUCAAGCUGCCCAACACGUCGCGCUGGGUGGGCAUCAGCGACCGCGUGUUUUCCGCACUCUCCGAGGACUUCAUGAAGCCGGCCACCGUCGCCGUCGAGCAGCUGCUCAACGAAACCUCCGUGGAGGUGUCGGUCUUCAGCAGCCAGCUGGACUUGGUUGCGAACUCCCGCAGCACCUCGCAGUGGGUGGAAAGUCUCAAGUGGGCAGGCAUUCAGCACUGGCAGGACACGCCUCGCAAAGCCCUGCCGAUUUCCGGCAUGGUCGAAGGCGACCGGAAGAACUACGGCAACCUCGCCGUGUACUGGAUACGUCGAGUCGGGCAACUGCUUCCUGCGGAGAACCCUCGAGUUGGACGAGAGCUGUUACGUCGAGUGACGAACUUCGAUAUGCACGACAUCCUCGAUUACAUUUCCGAUAGGUCAUGA
This is a messenger RNA of Gryllus bimaculatus (two-spotted cricket), 564 nucleotides long. The record is from the annotation of a GenBank genome assembly. NCBI's taxonomy places the organism in Eukaryota, Metazoa, Arthropoda, Insecta, Orthoptera, Gryllidae.